AUGGAUUCCAAUCGCGGGCCGCCCGCCGCUGUGAACGGUGCAGGCACUCCUACACCACCACAAGCCGUCCCAAGGAAGAAGAAGCCUGCGCCCAGCCUCUUCAAGCCCACCAACAACCAGAGAAACCGAUACCCUCUGGGUGCAGCUCCGAAGCCGAUCCCAACCUCCACUAACAGAGCGCCAAAUGGCACCGUACAGCCGAACCUCCAAGCGGCAAAGGCCUAUACGAAGGUCAACGAGCAGCAGCCUGUUCCUACAAUUAACAGCGGUCCCGUCAAGGAGUACAAGCUGGUCACCACCAAACGCGAGCUGAUAGAUGGUCUGCGAUAUCAUCUCAUGCAACUAGGCGAUAAAGUGAAAGUGGAUAUUCGCAAGGAAGAAGACUUCCCGAAGCCUGCUCGUCUGCAUCGGCGCAACCCAGACUGGAAGACCUUCACGAAAGCCACCGAAGAAGACCCUUCUGCAUCAAAAGACGCCGAGACAGAUGCUCUCAACAAGCGACGCGAAGCUCGCCAGAAGCAACGCGAGGAGAAUCUAGCGCAAAUCGCACCGUCGGCCAGCGCUAACCGGAGGAAGCUCUUCACCAAGAAGACCGCACAAGCGUACCAUAACGACUAUACCGACGAGCAGAAGCGUCGCAUGCAGAUGAACUAUGAAGAGAAGAUUCCUUGGGUCCUCGAAGACUUCGACAACAAGCACACUCUGGUUGGCAAGCACAAUCAGGGCUCCAUGGGCGUGUAUGCUGCUUUUGCUCGCGAGCAGACGACCGAUGGCGAGCGCUUCCGACUUAUACCAGUAGAGAAAUUCUACAUGUUCGACCCGCACAGCACUGUCCAGGCAGACCUGACUUGGGAACAGAUCGAGCAGCAACUGAAAAAGAACAAGAAGCUGGCAGACAUGAUGCCCGACACCAUAGCUCGAAAGGAGGAAGAACGCUCAAUGGCGGCUCGCAGAGAGAAAGAAUUCAAACAAUCUCAGAAGCUGUACGUGCACGACCGAGGUGUAAAGUUUACUCGCGAAGGAGAAGAUGCCGAUCUCGACUACGAAGAUGACUUCGCCGAUGAUGAGGAGGGCCUGGUGGGCGACAUCUUUGGUGACAAAGAUGAGGAUGAGAAGGCCGCUGAGAAAAAAAAGGACGAGCGAGAGAUCGAAGAGGAUGAGAAGAAGGAAGACCGCGCUGAGAAGCUCGUUGAACUAUAUGCCCGCGACGUGCGGAAGAAACUGGAAAAGUACGAGCGGAGGUACGAUUAUCUCAGCGGGUCUGACUCGGACGACUCGACUGAUUCAGAAGAGGAGCGACGACUCGAAGCUGAGAAGCUUGCUAAUCUCAAGAAGGACGACGACGCUGCCAAGUCCGCGCUCUCAUCUGGGGCUAACACGCCGUCGGGUCGCAAGGAAAAGCAUCCUGCGUCUGACAGGGAGAACGGCAUCAAGAAAUCAUCGUCCUCGCGAACAUUGAAGCGACCUGGAUCUCCGAAUCUGUCCGAUGCCUCUGGAACUGAUGCCUCCACUAUGCGAAAGAAGAAGAAGAAGUCUCAUCAUGCUUCCUCUCGACAGCCUACUCCCGGAGGAUCGAGACCCAUGUCUCCUGAUGGCGUGCGACGUGGAGCUGGAUCUGACACCGACGGCGGCGCGAUGUCUGACGGAACGAGACUCAAGCUCAAGCUCAAGAGACCCGGCAGUCCAAGUGCCACCAAUUCGCCCCCCAGAUCCCGCGCCGGCUCACCUGGUCCUAGGUAUCGCAACUUGGACAUGGGCGUCGACCCGUUCCCUGCUCCAGAGGAAUUCGAGGCUCGCAUCCCCGUUGAAGGUCUUCCUACAAAGGAGUUUCUUAUCAUGUACAAGAUGCCCAUCGAGAAGGAAAAGAAAAAGGAGUGGAGCGGGUAUAUGCAGAAGUAUCUCAAAGGAACCAACGGUCGCAUCUAUACGCGAAGAAAGCUGGCCAGCUCAGGUGGUCUCCCGCCGGCCACUGUCGCGCCGGCUGAGCAAAGCACAACGGGAUAG
This is a messenger RNA of Cyphellophora attinorum, 2004 nucleotides long. Its product is annotated as Transcription initiation factor IIF subunit alpha. Gene Ontology annotation, cellular component: nucleus; transcription factor TFIIF complex. NCBI's taxonomy places the organism in Eukaryota, Fungi, Ascomycota, Eurotiomycetes, Chaetothyriales, Cyphellophoraceae. Gene Ontology annotation, molecular function: TFIIF-class transcription factor complex binding; DNA binding; RNA polymerase II general transcription initiation factor activity. The record is from RefSeq and is a predicted model, not a curated record. Bases 1 to 2004 code for a protein of 667 amino acids. The transcript has 3 exons. Gene Ontology annotation, biological process: positive regulation of transcription elongation by RNA polymerase II; transcription initiation at RNA polymerase II promoter.